Messenger RNA from Aegilops tauschii subsp. strangulata, 1463 nucleotides. RefSeq lists its product as uncharacterized. The record is from RefSeq and is a predicted model, not a curated record. Gene Ontology annotation, biological process: DNA-templated transcription; regulation of transcription by RNA polymerase II. Gene Ontology annotation, molecular function: DNA-binding transcription factor activity, RNA polymerase II-specific; RNA polymerase II cis-regulatory region sequence-specific DNA binding. NCBI's taxonomy places the organism in Eukaryota, Viridiplantae, Streptophyta, Magnoliopsida, Poales, Poaceae.
AGAACCAGGGGAUCGUCCCUCCCUCCCUCUCUCCCCACCCUCCUUUCCCACCCCAAUCCAAUCACGUCACACUCCAUCUCCUCCGCCCCUCUUUCCAAGAUUCUCCCCACCAUCGCCAAAAAGAUCGGCGGCGAGACGAGAGAGCGAAAGGCCGGCGAAAAGGGACCCUGCAAGGGGCAGCUCGGUGCCGUGAGCCGAGAGGAGAGGCCGGUCCACCGAUUGAUCGAUUCCGUUUCCAUAUCGCUCCCCGGACCCCGAGAUGGGAUUUUGAUGCCGGAUUCUCCCCCGCUUUCUUUAUCUCCAAUUUUGUUCUUCUUCUUGCUAUGUCCCUCGUGGGGUUUCCAGCUUCCAACUGGAACUUUUCGUCGUUAUAGAGGCUUCGCUCCUGCUGUCCUUCCGCCCCUUCAAUCUCGCACUCCAACCUCCGGUGGUCGGCUGUGUUCUUCCGAUUUCAGAGCAGCUCGCCAUUUUCGCCGGAGACUGCUGCUGCUGCUGUCGUCCGACAUACUCUGUUCUUGAUUCCAAUUUCUUUUCCCGGCCGGGCGACAAAGUGGUUGUUCUUGGCAUAAUUCUAGCACAAAUGGACGACGGGGUGGACCUCCCGAGCCAAUUCCUCUUCCCCCACCCGGAGAUGCCGGGCACGUUCGGCGACCUCCUGGGCGACGCCGCCGCCGCGACCUGCACCCACACGCACACCUGCAACCCUCCGGGCCCGUCGGCCGCCACGCACACGCACACCUGCCUGCACACCCACACCCACCAGCUCUUCGCCGCCGGCAGCGAGGACGACGACGCGGCGAGGCCCCGCCGGCCGCUGGGGAACCGGGAGGCCGUGCGCAAGUACCGGGAGAAGAAGAAGGCGCACGCCGCGUUCCUGGAGGAGGAGGUCAAGAAGCUCCGCGCCGCCAACCAGCAGCUCCAGCGCCGGCUGCAGGGCCACGCCACGCUCGAGGCCGAGGUGGCGCGGCUGAGGGGCCUCCUCUUCGACGUCCGGGCCAAGAUCGACGCGGAGGCCGCCGGCGCCUUCCCGUUCCAGAAGCAGUGCAGCGUCGGCUCCGUGGUGUGCACGGACCCGACCCUCUGCUUCAACAAUGGCAACUCUGAGGCCGGUGGUGCCUGUUGGGAGGGCAGCUCCGGGCCGGCGUCUGUGGAUUGCAGGUUCGAUGAAGAUGGCAGUGGCAAUGGCGGCGCGUCGCGGGAGAUCGAUGCUCCGGAACAACCGGUGCGCCCCAUGGAUGUCGUUGAGCUCUGCUUUCCUAGCUGAAUCUAUGAAUGUGCUCAAGGAUUGUUUGGGGUUUCGUUUUGGCAGUUGUUGCAUGAGAGUUGUUUUACAUUUUUGGUGAAAAUAUACUCUCAUGGAAUGAAAGGGCAAUCAGUGAAUAUAACUGAUAUAAUGUUCUUAUGUUUUGAUACUAUGCUUAUACUCAUAUAACAGCAAUAGAAGGAGGUUACAGUUAUACUCA